AUGAAUAUUCUAAUAUUUCUUAAUUUAUAUUUAAUUUCGACUAUUGAUAUAUGUUGGGGAUGGUGGAGUAAUGAUGCUACUAUUACAAUAGAAAAUAAAAUUAGAAUAACUGGAAAAGAGUACAGUACACCUUCUGGAAAAAAAUACGGAGCUUUCAUGGGAAUUCCCUAUGCUGAGCCUCCAACAGUCGACAAACGAUUUAAAUCGCCAAUAAUGAAAAACAUUGCUGACAGUUUAACAGCGAAAAAAUUGGGAAGAAAUGAAGAUUGCCUAUUUCUGAACGUUUAUGUACCCUGGCCAAAGAAGGAUGAUCAAAAACUUCCAGUCAUGUUUUGGGUGCACGGUGGAUCCUUCAAUAAAGGAAACGGUGGAUGGCAGUAUUAUGGACCUGAUUACUUAAUCGAACAAGACGUUAUAGUUGUAACAAUAAAUUAUCGUCUUGGAAUAUUAGGCUUCUUGUCAGCACCCGACAUUGGUAUACAUGGAAACAUGGGUCUGAAAGAUCAGAGAGAAGCUUUAAAAUGGGUCAAUAAAUAUAUUGACAAAUUUGGAGGCGACAAAGACAGAAUAACUAUUUUUGGAGAAUCUGCAGGAGCUGGUAGUAUUCAUUAUCUGAUGAUGGACUCGACUACACAAAAUUUAUAUAAAAGAGCAAUUCUGCAAAGCGGUUCAGCUCUUAAUCCUUGGGCUUAUCAAUUUCAACCGAAAGAAGUAAAAGAUUUUCUUUAA
Molecule: messenger RNA, 729 nt
Organism: Ctenocephalides felis (cat flea)
Lineage: Eukaryota; Metazoa; Arthropoda; Insecta; Siphonaptera; Pulicidae
Product: acetylcholinesterase 1-like
Exons: 4
Coding region: 1-729 (242 amino acids)
Source: RefSeq, a predicted model, not a curated record